CUUUGACAGCCACUGACUCACUCAAGAUGCUUCCGAGGCUACGCACUAUUCUGGCUCAGCGCAGAAACUUGGCUAGACAUGCAUUCACUGCCCCAACACGCGCCUACACGGCUCCGGCUACACCUAGCCCGUCGUCUCAUGUCAUAACCGAAGUAGAGAAGAUUCUGCUCGGGACCGUAAAGGCGACUGGCCCCGUCUCUUUCUCGACGUAUAUGCAGCUCUGCCUCUCGCACCCAACGCAUGGCUACUACACGAACCCUGCCCACAGCGUGUUCGGCGCAUCUGGCGACUUUGUGACCAGCCCUGAGAUCAGCCAGGUCUUCGCCGAGCUCAUUGGAGUAUGGCUACUUGAACACUGGUCGACCAAUGCGCCUCAGAAAAAGUUCCGCAUCGUAGAGCUUGGCCCUGGACGCGGGACAAUGCUCGAGGACAUAUGUCUGCACGUGAGCCCUGUUCUUCCGCGUUUCGCGUCGAUAUUACCACAAUUUACAGGUAUCCACCUAGUGGACUCGAGUCUUCAUAUGCAAAAACUACAAGAAGAGAGGCUAGGGGAUGCCGCCCGUUCAAGAGGCUGGGAUCUCAAGUGGUACGACUGGCUCGCUGACGUCCCCUCGGACCCAGAACAGUACACCCUCUUCAUCGCUCACGAGUUCUUCGACGCGCUGCCGGUCCAAGUCAUCGAGCGCACAGAGCAAGGCUGGCACGAGAUCAUGAUUGCGCCCUCUGAUGACCCGAGCAUAAAGUACGCACGACCUUCAGUCGACUCGACCGCAGCGGACGGGUCAACGGCGGAAUCCUCGCCGGUAUCAUCAUCGACGGAACCUUCAACUUCUCCCUUACCCCCACCUGCAACUUCCGCACGUUGGACGCGUGUACUCUCGCCGCAGCCGACCGCGUCGUCUCAACUACUCGCAGCAUUUUCUCCGAGGUUUGCCGAGCUUCCUGUCGGAACGCGGAUCGAGGUGUCCGCCGCAUCCGCCAAAGCUGCGCACACCAUAGGCGAGCUGCUCACUCCUGGCGGCGGCGCAGGGCUUGUCGUGGACUACGGAAAAGAGCACGUGUUGGGGGAUUCAUUGCGUGCUUUCAAGGAGCAUAGGCAGGUCGACAUCUUUACGUCACCGGGCGAGUGCGACAUCACUGCGGAUGUCGACUUUGCACUCCUGAAGGAGUCGUUCAAGGACUCUGCUACGACGCACGGUACGCUGAGCCAAGGCAACUACUUGCGGCGGAUGGGCAUCGACCUUCGCACGCGUGUGCUCAUGCAGAGCGCGAAGAGCGAUGACCGCAGGCGGGCGAUCGAGACUGCUUCGAAGCGUCUCAUCGACCCACUUGGCAUGGGCGAGCAGUACCGCAUCAUGGGAGUAAGCGUGCCGCAGAAAGGGGAGGAAGUGUAUCCGUUUCUGAAGGAGAUGGAUGGCAAGUAGGGAAGGAGAGCGUUGACCAUUGUUCGUCCGACUGCUGACUGCAUCUAGCCCACCAAUUCACCUCAGUUUACCGGCUGUUCCUAUUCUGCGUGCUGAUGUUGAGCUGUCAAUUGUUGCGCGUGGAUAUGAUGCU
Coniophora puteana RWD-64-598 SS2 is the source of this 1557-nucleotide messenger RNA. RefSeq names its product DUF185-domain-containing protein. Gene Ontology annotation, biological process: mitochondrial respiratory chain complex I assembly. Gene Ontology annotation, molecular function: protein-arginine omega-N symmetric methyltransferase activity. The record is from RefSeq and is a predicted model, not a curated record. The coding region runs from base 27 to 1424 and encodes 465 amino acids. NCBI's taxonomy places the organism in Eukaryota, Fungi, Basidiomycota, Agaricomycetes, Boletales, Coniophoraceae. Gene Ontology annotation, cellular component: mitochondrion. The transcript has 7 exons.